UACUUUCAAGAUGAUCAGACUAGUCAUGUGGUAUUCACCACUUGGCAUACUGUUCCUCGUCAUGUGCCAGAUAAUGUCCACAACUGACAUGACGAAGACUGGACAAACACUGGCUAUCUACAUCACAACUGAAAUGGCUGGAUUGGCAAUCCAUUCAUUGGUGGUCCUUCCUGGCUUGUAUUGUGUUCUGACCAGAAAGAACCCAUAUGCAAUAUACCUCAAGGCAACACAAGCUCUGCUGACAGCCUUUGCAACAAGUUCCAGUGCUGCCACGCUGCCGGUGACGAUGCAGUGUGUGGAGCAGCGGAUGAAGAUGGACACACGGAUUUCCCGCUUCAUCCUCCCAGUGGGUGCCACAGUCAACAUGGACGGCGCUGCUGUGUUUGCUGCCAUUGCUCCCGUGUUCAUUGCUCAGUACAAUGGAAUCAGCCUGACAUUCGGAGAUGUAAUAAUCAUAAGGUACGUUGGUAAACUGGUGGGAUUUCUCGGCUACAGGUUUUGA
Messenger RNA from Haliotis rubra (blacklip abalone), 502 nucleotides. RefSeq names its product excitatory amino acid transporter-like. The transcript is spliced from 3 exons. The record is from RefSeq and is a predicted model, not a curated record. Gene Ontology annotation, molecular function: neutral L-amino acid transmembrane transporter activity; glutamate:sodium symporter activity; L-glutamate transmembrane transporter activity. NCBI's taxonomy places the organism in Eukaryota, Metazoa, Mollusca, Gastropoda, Lepetellida, Haliotidae. Gene Ontology annotation, biological process: L-glutamate transmembrane transport. The coding region runs from base 11 to 502 and encodes 163 amino acids. Gene Ontology annotation, cellular component: plasma membrane.